AAGAGGACAAAAAUCACUACUUUUUCAGGAUCUUCACCCUAGUGAACCUUUGCUAGAAUUAACCCCUCUGAUUACCCUUUUCUCUCCAAGUUCUCUAACCUUUCCUUUUCUGCUUGUCUUUUCCAUUAUUUUGUCUCUUCUAAUUGUUUCAUACAGCACUUAUAACACCAAAGGGAAAAUCCUGGUAGGUUCUACUACUGAGCAGAACAGCACCAACUGUCAGCACUUCAUUCUUACAAAAAGAAAAACAUUCAGCUUUGUAGUGAAUCAUGAACUUCUGAUAACCACAUCUAAAAGCAGCUCCCACACCAAUCUGCACAGCAUAUUCUAAAAGAAUUUCAGAGCUAUGAAAAUAUUAAGAUUUUUUAAUUUGUGAAUGCAUUUGAUUAAGACCUAAGCACUAUAACACUGCAUUUUUCCACUUACUGACAGUCAUAUAAGCAAUGAUGCCUGAGAGCAGCAAUUCAUUUAAACAAAGGAGUCACAAAAAUGGCAUUAUUCAUUAACCCAGCCCUGCUAUCUCACUGUACUUCACUUGAUUUAUUAAACACUACCCAAGUUUUACAUUUUCAAAGUGCAUUUAUUAAUUAAUCUGGAUUAUAUAAGUAAUCUGCUUCAUGUAACUUGUUUCCUGAUUGAGUACACAGCUGCCUGCACAAUUUUUAAUCAUCUGGAGAACACCCAGCACAUCCACUACAGCAUGUUCCAUUUUAAGAUCUCAUUAUUUUUUUACAUUUACAUUUAUUUUUAAUUUUGGUAAAUCCAGAGGCUUUCUGCAAAUCUGCAGAAUUGGUUUAUGUUCCUCUCUGUUACCACUCCUCUGUUUUCUGAAUUGAGGUUUAUAAAGGUUACUCGUGUAUUGGUAGCAGGCAUUAAAGUACCAUACAUAUCUUUCACUUGUUUAAUUACAACAAACACGGGGUAAAUCAAGUGAUGAACAGUUUGAAAAAUGAAUAGUGGGACACUAUGACAGAGAAGUAAGGGUUGCAGAGUAUUCAGAGCAUUGGGCAGAACAGUGGGUCUCACACAGGAAGUGGGAGAGCAGUCUAAGUUUGUUGGAAACAGCAGCUCAGUCUGAGCUCAGGCAUUUGGGAGUGAGAAUCCCCCCAGGCAGGACAGACCAUCAGUCUUUAUCCCAAGGACAGAAUGACUGGAACACCACUGAUUCCAAAGAAGCCCUCCAUGCUCAUUUCUCUUUGAUUUUCUUCUGAAUGCAGCAUGAAAUACACCCACCCACCUAUAGGCUAAUGACUUAGGAAGUAAUUUGUGCAAGUUUUUAAAAUCACAUCCUAUUAAGCAUACAAAACCAUGAGGUUGCUUCCUGCAGCAAAGGUUCACGUGAAAGGACUCUAAUCUUAAUAAAUGUUAUGUUUUAAAAAAGAAAAGAAAUUCCGGGUUCUCAUCUGGAAAACACAAGUGGAACUCCUCUAAAAUGAAAAAUUUCAUAAGAACAGGGGAAAAGACUGCAUGCUGUACACCAGACCAGAGCAUUUCUUGCCACAACAACAGCCAGCUGGUAUUACAGAAGCCAAACACAUCCAAACGUACCCAACUGCAACAAGCUAGAUCCAUUGCACCAACUCCACCUUCUCUAAUUUCCAAUUACAGUAGAUAGUAAUAUUAAUUCUGGUUGGUUUUUUUUAGAAGCAAUCACUGUUUCCUCAUGAAAAAAAAAAAAUAAUAAAAUUCAAGGACUUGAAAUGUUUGUGUAAAAAACAAAGGAAUUUCAGCUUUGCAAAUUCAGAAAGGUUAUUCCUGCUGAUCAAGGUGUUCUCUGGCAGAUGUUUGUCCAACAAUAUCACAAGGUCUCCUUGCUGUACCUUGUUUAUACUGGGACUUUAAAUACGCAUGAAGGUAUUUGCCACAGUUCCUUGAUGCUAUUGCAGCACUUUCAACAGAAGACACUCCAAUGAACUUAAACACUAUUGUGAAAUGGACAAAGGCAUCAGAACAGCAGCUUGCAGAGCUGUGGGUGAGACUCAGGGUAACUGAAGAGCUGUAAGCUGAAGGGAUUUACACUGAAGGACAUGCUGGAUGGGCUGUGUAGGUUUUGUCCAAAUGUCCUUUCAGGAUCCAAUCACAAAAGCAUAAAGGUACAUUUGUGACACCAGAAUGGCUUAACAUACAUCAGGGAAUUAUUUAAAGGCACAUAUAAUUAAGAAGUCUUCAAAAUCUGAUGUUAUACAUUUCUAUGUCCACUAUAUAUCCUACAAACAGUCUAUGUGUCUGUAACACACACAAACACACUCACCCACCAUCAACUUUACCAAAAUUACACCCUGAAGACUUAAAAUCACGUGAACAAUAAGGGUAUUUUAAUAGGGUAGGAUAGUUGUCUUCAUUAGAGAACAAAGGUGCUGUUUUUUUUUUUUGUUUUUGUUUGUCCAUUUUCAGUAAUAACAAAAUCUGUGGCCAAAACUUAGAAAACAACAUUUGUACCCAAUUCCUUGCUGUUCAUUACUUCGGAUAGGCAUUAUUUUGUUCAGUGUCUUAGAUGCAGUUCCAUCCACGACUACUGCAGCCUCACAAUACAAUUAGAUAACAUGCAAAUACAUUCCCAUUAUCUAGAUAUUUACAUCAGUGUUAAAAUCUAAUGUCCUACAGAAACCUGGAAGUUGUUUCCUGAACUACAAACACUAAAUUAACUCCUGCAGUCCUCCCAGAUGUGACCAUUAUGAACAAGGCAGAAGGACUCGAUACUUUCCCAAAAACACUGCUCUCCAGAACAGGGGAUGUGCAUCCCCAUGACCCAUCCGUUCCUUUUUAGAUAGGACAACAUUCAGAGAUGGCACUGAGCAGACACGCUAUUUAUCCAAGGACCAAGCCAGCACUCAUUUACCAGCCUCACAAGCUUGAUGAAUUAAUAGCUACAAGAGACAGUAAUCGUUAACUAAAAACGUUCUGAGAGAGUUUUCCAAAGUUCCUUCACUGGAAGGGCAGCACUGCAGGAGCUGUGAGCACCACUCCUGGCACUGUGUCUGAGCAGCAAUAGGACAAAGACUGACUGACAACCUGGGAUGAGUGGGAAGGUCUCCUCCAUAAAGUGCAUGUUCUGUGCUGAGCUCUUUCUCUCAGGAGUCACAGCACCCACUACAGCAGACUGCCUGAGCUGCAGCCUUUAUUCAUACAGUUUCCCGUCAAGUCAGUGACAAUUUUCUAUCUGCUGUCCCUGAGUCCCAAUUUACUUUGAGGUUUUCUCUAUCUUUCCAAGCAAUAUUCUAUUUUUAUUGUAAGUAUCCAAAAUAAGCCAGCCUUCCCACUUACUGCUACAGCUCUGCAAAUCCAGUAAACCUGAACUGUUAAUUUUUCACUUAUUAAAACCCCCAAGAGUCCUAAUAAAAGCACAGACAGUGAACAGUUCAGGAGGAUGACAUUUCCUCCAUUAUCCGUGCAGUGCCAGACAUCAGGGCAUUUCCUUCCUAUGCUUCUUUGCUGCAAUCUGGAAAGUUUCAGCAGGUAAACAGUUAAGAGGAAGGGGGGAGGAGGAGGAGGAGGAGAGAGGGCAGCUUUCCCUCCCAUUCUCAUCAUCCAGCACACUCUGCUAGCAGCACUGGGGUUAAAGCCUUGGAGGUAAACCACGACUAUUUAUAAUCAUCAGCAAUGCACUCUACGUAUCUGAAAGUCUGAUUUCAGGCCUUUUAAAGAUCGUCUCUGAACAGCGGCACCAGAAAUUUGGAGAAGCUCAAAUUUUCUCUUAUUAUCGUGAAGCAGAGGACAUUUCUUCUGAAGCUGAACAGCACUGCUGCAGAAUAAAUAUGCUAAGCAUCACAGGAAACCAGAUCAAGUCAUGUUAAUGUUUAACCCCUUUCGGUUAUAUGAAAUUUCCACACAAGCAACAGAAUGAAGAACAGUGCCUGAAUGUUGCUGAAGGACAACAGGACUCUGUUUAUUUUUAUUAUGCUGCCUUCUCCUGGCUGACUCUGGACAAGGUAAGAUGAAAUAAAUUACAUUUUUGGACUUCAGGUUUUUCACUCUCUUAAAUAAAGCACAAAACAGUCUAAUUUUCAUGCAAAAUAAUCACUUCAGAAAGACCAUUUCACUUUAACAGAAUACUCAAGCCUGCAGUCAGGGUCUGUUUGUUUUUACUCUGUCAUUGAUGUGCAGGACAGGUUGGCCAUUACUACAAGCACUGUUUACGUCAAAAGUCUCAACGCUUACAAAUACGUGGUUUACUUCUGUUCCAACCAUCUAGCAUCUCACAGCCAUGUAUCUUAAUGCUCCCAUAGUAUUUGACUGAAAUUGUAAUGAGGUCAAAUAUACCAUCCAACAACAAAAUCAUAGAUAGGAAGGUACGCCUCCACAAAUCUGUUUGCAUUUAUUGGUAAAUGUUGAUGUAAUAGUCACAUAAGAAUGCUAUAGAAUGUAUAAGGUGGUACAAGCUGGGACUGAAGAAGAACAUUUUCAUUUACUUGAUACAUGUCACAACACAGAGGCAGAAUCAGCAUACUUACCCAGGCUGAUUGAAAAAGCUAAGUAAAAAGCAGUUAAAAACACCAAUUUUACAAUUAAGUUUAUUGAGGGCUAAAUUAGUAUUCACUUGCUUAUUAAUUGUUUAUGCAGGCCUUAGUGUAGACAUCCUUCAGAUGACAGACAGACAGAAAAAUAUUUGGAAACACAAGAGCUAAAGCCUUUUCACCAUAUAAUUAUUAGAAGAUGAAGCAUUCCUAAGCCUACAUUAACAUUAACCAGUUCAAAGGGUACAGACAGAACAGACGGGAGGUUCAGAGAGGCAAUGCUGCACUCUGAAACCCUACAGCAGGAAGAGCUGUGAAAUGAUCCCAUCCUAACUCUGAAAUGUACUGCAACACAUACAGUUAAUGGAGUUUUUAUAAACUGAGGUGGUAUUUCACAGGCUUAUUUUCAGGUAUAAUUGAAUUUUUCUCUGGAGUUUAUCUUUUAAUGGAGUUGGAUUAAGACAAUAAUUCUCCAUUAGGUAACAUCCAUGACAGCAGCCACAAGGAUGCGUGACAAUCCCCACAAUGGGCUAUUCUCUGAAGAAUGGCACUCUCAGCACUUCUAAAAAUUAAGACAACUUCAUGCUCUGAGUUUAGCAAACCUACCCAUAGUACAGAACAGGCUGAGUUUCAAUACCUACAGUUGCAUUCUAGUAUAAGAAAAUUGAAAGGCAAGGCAGCCUGGGUUAGUCCUGGAUGGUGGAUCCAAUUCUUAAUGAUAAGAAAUGAUCUUGCUCUUCAAAGGUAGGAAGGAUAUGGUAGCACAGCUCUUCACAGCAGGUCACAGAGCUGGGGCUAGGAGACUCUUCUAAGUGACAGACUGCACUAACAGAGACAAUUCCAGCCCCAGAACCAUUAACACACAAGCAGAAAGUCAGUAUGUGCAUUCUAUAACAUAUACGGAGGUUGAAAGAUGUCAAAUUUUGCUCUUGUUGGAAAAGCUUCAUCAUUAAGUCAUUUCCCAGAAUCAUUGAACCACUGGGGAAGGAAUUAUUUCCUCUUGGCUGACAGCAGUGUUUGUAUGUCCUUAUGCUGCUACAUAAAACACAGCUUCUAGAUGCUACACAGUUCAGUAGGAAAAAUCCACAGUAAAUACUUAACAAUCUGAAACAUCCCUGGAAGCUAUGGUGUGAUGGGCAAUAAAAAUUUCAGGGAUGGAACAAAUAGGUUACAGCUUGAAUCUGCAGAGAACUAACCUUCACAACCUGUGCACAGUUGUACUGAAUUAUAAAAAAACAAAACAAACAAAAAUCCAACAUGUAAUAAACAAUGGAAAAGCAGACAGAACGCUCAUCCUGUACAGACAGAUGCUGUCUUCCAAACAAGUCCCAAACAUUUCUGUAACUGCCCAGUAUCUUCAGUGAAAUUUUUAUGUACAGAAUGUGAAAUUUCACAGAGAUCUCAUCACAUUCACUAUUUCAAACCAACUGCAAUGUCCCUCCUUUAAUUAUUCACUAAGAACAAACUGUUUUUUCUAGCUUCAGCUCCAAAAAGGUUCAGUGUUUUUGUAACACUCCCUCCCAGCUUCUGCUUUUGCUAAUAGCCCUUAUGCAAAUCCCUGCUUGGCUCUGGCAGUCAGCUGGUAGCAGCCUGCAGCACCACACGUUCCUUUUCCUUACUUCCACCUUACACUGCCAUUCCUUUUUCCUUCCUCUUUGCGUAAUAUAGAAAAACUGAAGUGGACUCGAGUUGCUGAAGUUUUUUUUUUUCAUGUUAAUGGCUGAAAGACAAUCAAGGUUGUUUACACAGUAAAUUUAUCCCUUGGGAGCAGCUGAGAAAAAAAGUAUUCUUCUGGGCCUUGAUUUCCUCGUGUUUUUCUUUGGCCUAUGCAUCAGUGCAGACCGAAGAGCACUGCUGACAGAACACAGAAUCAAAAUGGAUGAAUCCUCCACCUAACACACAAAUCCACUUUCCAGAAUGCUCAGUGGAAAAGAGGCAUUCUUUCAGCAUGAAAUUCAGUGCAUACUGAUAAUCUGCAUGCCUAAUUAAACUACGAUCAGAAGACAGUAUCUGGAUAAUAGAAGAUGAACCCACUCGAUGCAACAAAAUCAGGAUUUUUACUGUGCAUUGCUGUCUGUAUGUUCAUCUACACUUUCAUCUACCUGAAGGACACACUUUCUGCAGAGCAAGAGGAACAGAAAUUUAGCACAAAUAGAGCAGAGUGUGGAUUUUACCCAGAUGAACUUUGUUCAGCUCUUUUUGUGGGGAAAACCGCAGCCCUUAAAAUUGGAAACAUUUGUCAGAACACCUACAGACCUGCAGCACUCAGUUGUGUUCAGACCUCAUGCAACUGUUCCAUGGUUUUUAAGGCUCUGCACUUUAUAACGAGACCACUGUCAGAUGAAGAAGGAAAUUUCUCACUGGCGUACAUUAUCACAAUUCACAAGGAGCUGGAAAUGUUUGUAAAGCUGCUAAGAGCUAUUUAUACACCUCAGAAUAUUUACUGCAUACAUGUUGAUGAGAAGUCACCAACAGAUUAUAAAGCUGCUGUACAAAACAUCGUAAAUUGCUUUGAAAAUAUUUUUAUUUCCUCAAAAAGGGAAAACGUUGUUUAUGCAGGAUUUUCAAGGCUACAAGCUGAUAUUAACUGCAUGAGAGAUCUGGUUCACUCCAAAAUCCAGUGGAAUUAUGUUAUUAAUCUAUGUGGUCAAGAUUAUCCUAUUAAAACAAACAAAGACAUUAUAAAAUAUAUCAAAAGUAAAUGGAAUGGUAAAAAUAUGACUCCCGGGGUAGUCCAACCACUCCACAUGAAACACAGGACACAGGUUAGUUACAGAGAAUACGUGCAUUCUGGAACGUCGUACGUGUAUCCAACAAAGAAUGCAAAAACUAAACCUCCAUACAACUUGACUAUAUAUUUUGGUAGCGCCUACUACAUAUUAACUAAAGAAUUUGUAGAGUUUACACUGACUGAUGCACGUGCAAAAGACUUGCUUGAAUGGUCAAGAGACACAUACAGUCCGGAUGAACACUACUGGGUCACACUGAACCGCCUGCAUGAUGCCCCAGGUGCCACUCCAAACGCAGACUGGGAAGGAAACAUACGAGCCAUUAAAUGGAAAGAUCAAGAAGGAACCGUACACAAAGGCUGCAAAGGUCAUUACAUCAGAGACAUUUGUGUCUAUGGACUGGGGGAUUUACAGUGGAUUAUCGAGUCGCCUCACUUAUUUGCCAACAAAUUUGAGCCUGCAACGUAUCCACUCGUGAUGGACUGCCUAGAGAGACGCCACAGGCUGAAAGUGCUGCACCAGGCUGAGGUCCCAAUUGAAGAUGACUGGCGUUUUCAGGAAGAUAACUCUUUCAACAUGAAGCUGAAUGUUUGAGGUUAACUGAAAUGUAAAUGUAUACCCAAAAUACUGAGAACCCAUCAAUGUUUCCAUCCAUAGACUUCGUUCACUUGGUGUACUCUGCUUGCCCCCAUGCUGUAAUGCUGUACUACUGUUUCACCAGUGAAAUAAGCAGUUAGUGUUACUACAGUAAAAGAGCAAGCAAGAGCUGCUGAAGGAUUAAUUCCUAGAGAAAAUGAUGUCUGUAACAAGGGGAAAGUUCAUAAUCUUCUAAGUGACUCAUUUAACUGGAAAACACACAUUCCCCAUGUCUGUAGCUGAAAAAAAAAAAAGAGGACUAAGUGGUAUAAAAGUAAAAAAAUGGAAGUAAUGACUGAACAAAGGUGAAAUAUGAAGAGCACAAGCUAACUAAAGUCAUGUCUGCCGUAUGCUUUAUAAAACAGAUUGCUCUGAGUGACAAACUCGUCACUAAAGCUGCAGAGCUUGCAGAGAAGCAGGUGACAGCCAGUUUCAGACACAGUCUAUUUCACUGUUAUUCAUGGCCAGCUGCAUCUCUAAUUUCAUUGUGUAGCAUGGCAACACCACUCGUGCACUAUUUAUGUUCUUCUCCUACUAAAAAGGGUGUCUGUGUCAGUAACAGUAGUAGGUGUCCUGCAAUGCGUGUUUACUUUAAGUCCUUGUUUUUCAUCCUCUGCAGGAGUUUGGGGCAAGGAGGCAUAGGAAAUGGGAGGCCAGGGAACAAAGGAAAACAGAGUGAAAAGCUGUUUUCCAAUCCCCACAGCUUCCCUGAAUCUUGACAACAACUGGAGAUAACACCCAUAAGCACCCAGGAUAAGGAUCCCGUUUCCCAGAUCCUUUGCAACCAACUGCAGUUCUGAUUAGCCUGCACAAAGAAAGUGGCUUUCCAUAUUCAACCGAAGUCAAAACAGGGAAUGUAAUAUAAAGAGAACGAGGACGCAGCCCUCUUCCAGGCAAGAGCUCCUCCUCCCCUUCCCCUUAAGGACUCUUAAAUAAAUCCUCUCAAUUGUGCCACAGAAAAGACUGGAGAUUGAUGGGGAGACAGAAUAGAGUUGGUGGUGAAUUCUGAGAAGUCAUCUCAGUUUUUCCUCCUUUAAAAGGUUUUUAUUUUUGCAAAAACGCAUUAGUUCCAUUACAUCCAAAUAAGCUUCAUUUUUUUUUUGUAUUAACUCUGAUGGGAGUGAGUAAAAAAUAUCCUGUUGUUUAUAAAUUCUCUUGAUUAGAAACUACAAAUUGUAAAGAAAUAUCUGUGAACAAUUUAGUUGUAAACUUCAAUAUACACCCAAAAUAGCACUCAUUUUGCAGGAAAACUGGCUUAAAGAUUAAGUCUUUUUCAAAACAAAAACAAAACCCACAAAAAUGAAUUAACAAAUGCCCCACAGCAGAAGAAACAAAUUUCCUGGAACUGUAAUGCUCAUUUUCCCACACAAGUUUCUUGGAAACAAUGCUUUUCAAACAAACUUUAACCUAAAGGAGGACCAUCUGGUCCAUAUUUAUUUACAGAAACUUACAAACUCAACCCAAAGGCCUGGACUCAGCCUACUCACAGCCUACCCCAUGGCUGACUAUUGCUGAAGACAUUCCUUUAUGGAUGGAAGGAAACAAACAAGUCAGCUGGCACAUUCAGUCAGAAAUGUUGAACAUCCUUCUGAAACCAGUUCUGACACUGCUAGGUCUCUGCAUAUAUCAGAGGGAACAAAAUGCACAGUAACUCCUCUCCAAACCACAUCCAAUCCACUGCAAGGUUCUCCCAGCAUUUCUCCACUCCAUGCUGGUUUUAAGAGCACGAACGUAACAUUCCUCAUUGCUGUCUCUGUAGGAAAUGCAGUACCUAGCUUUCACUGUUCAUCACUGCUAUGCAGAACAACUGUGUUUCACCUCUGAAUUGAAUGAGGAAGUGAAAUUUGAUAGGAACUACUUUCAGAUUGGCUCAGCUUGCAGGAAUUGAUCAAACUGAGGGGAAAAAAAAAAGUAGAAGCAGCUUUCUUCUUGAAAACAAAAAUUACAACUUCACCAAUGUCAGCUUAAGAAAGGUACUGGUGAGCAAACCUCCUUCCCUAAAGGAUUUUGUAUUUUAAAUCACAAAAUUAUACACAUAUAAAAGCCCUGAUUAAUCCACCCAUUCUUAAUCAUUCAGAAACAUUAUUUUAGCCAUCACUGAGUAAUCAUAACAACAUUAAUUUCUUAUAGUGUUGCUUUUUUGUUUGUUUGUUUUUCAGUUCUAUCAACAGUUUAAAAAAAAUCAAGUAAUAAACCCGUGAAAGCUGAAAACUGAAAGCAUUACAUGCAUUACAAAACUGAUCAAUCUGCUUUCACACAGUAACACACACACAACUCUGGGAUCUCAGCAGAUGCUUACUAAUUUUUGGUAACUGCUGCUCUAAGCACGAAGUGGCAAUGUGACCGUGGUCCAAGGAGACACUGGGCUCUGCACACACAUUAACAUGUAUCUGAAAGAUGUAUGCACAAUUCCUAUUUCAAAAGCCUGAGGAACACGUCCAAUAGCUCUAUAUCUAAGUCAAACAUUUAAGUGUUUAAUGUGGCACAGACUUAAAUAGUUAAGAUACUAUUUCUGGCACAUAUUAAAGUCUGUUAAACGUAGAAACACUUCCAAAAUAAGCUGUAAAGGGAAGCCAGAGACCACACUUGAAAAACCUGGUUAAAAAAGAGGUUUGUACAAUGGUCAUAAGCAAGGAACUAAUUAAACAAAGUACAAGGAACAUUAUAACAACUCAUUUGUACUUCUCACUGCCUUCUGGCCUCUCUGUGCAGUGGGUUUCAUAAACCUCAGAAGCUGGACAUCCCUUCUGAUUAUGCCAGAACCACAGCAUUUCCAGCAUUGAGUGACAACAAAGCUCCUGUACAAUUCCAUCUUUUACUUCAAUCAUUUAGUUACACCACUGGUAGAAAUGUGCAAUCUUAAUGACAGGAAUCUGUACAGAGUAAGCAGUAUCAGAGCAGCCCCAUCACAAAUAUCCCAGAGAGCCUGUUCAGAACAUGAUAAAACAGAUGUUUGGUGGCUCCACUGCAUGCUGCCAGUCCUUCUCCCUCCUCAGGCCGCCUUACUACAUGCCACACAUUCACUGAUUCCCUUGAUAGGCAUCUGGAACAGCUGUAUCAUCUCAUCUGUAUAAUCUCCAUGUUACACAGACUGAUCAGAAGUCUGGAAGUUUCAGCACAAAUUCAAUAAUCAUUACUCUGCCCAUGAACAGACUGCCACAGAUUAGCACUGAGAGCCUUGUUCAAGACAUCUUCAAAUAGAAAAAACAAUUUUCAAGUAUGGGUUGUUCUUUUAAUUUAAUUUUAGCAGUCUGAUGGAGAAUACAAACACACAGCAAGUGAAAAGUUCUCGCUUAAAAGUGCAGAUUUUAACCUGAUGUUUUUUAUGUCACAUUCAGUCCUUCCUGAAGAACGGCAGGCAUGAAGCAGGACAGAGCAGAAAGCUGCUGAGUCAGGGCUUCAUGCUGCACAGCACUCAUCAGCAUCAAAUGCCUUUAUCACAAAGCAAAGUUGCUGCUCUUCUUUCCUCUUAACAGUCACAUCCUGUACAUUUCAGCACCCAUCUUCCCACUGCUAUUUACAACCUCCUUCCUUUGCUUUAUAAAACUCUGAAAAAAUGCCUUAGAAAAAAAUGCAUGUCUGUGUAAAACCAUAAGUACAACUACUUCAUGUAAAGGUCCUACUGAGGAAUUAUUUUUAUUUUGAAAUGAAAUGAAUUUUUAUUUAUCAUUGAAAUGAAAAGACUGCUUCAUCUCCCAUGUACCUAAGCUCUUUAAAGCCUUCCAAAUCCAAUACAGCAGCAAAUACUGCCAAGAUAAACCAAGGGAGACUGAAUUCUUAAUCUGGUGUUUUUCUUGGGUUCCUUGGGUUAGGCAGGGCCUGCACAUGCAUUCAAUUCUUCUAAACACUUGUUUCACAAUAAGCAUGUCGCCGUGUUAGUAUAUCUAUGAGCUGUCACAGAAAUUAAAAAAGAAAAUGGAGAAGUGAGCAGAGAGAUAGCUGUCUGUGGGAUCUCCCAGUGAAGUGUUUUAUCACUUUCUGGGUUCUGAUGACCUAAGCCAGAAGAUCUAGAAAGGAAGUAAUCCUCUGCUUUGAGCAAAGGAAAAUAAUUUCCUACAGUUCCACGAAGAACAGCAUUUUUCUGACAUGCAUCUUGUAGCACAUGAAUAUAUGACCUCUGUGACCUUGUUCAGAUUAUCUAGCUGAAAGUAUACAAAGCUCAGGACUGCAGACUUCCUGUUUGCACUUGCUGAAGAAGAGAUAUUCAGCAGUGUUUUUUCUGCAUCAUUAAUGCGUCUCUUCACAAAGUCCUUCAGGAAACAGUUGUUAACAUAUUAGCAGGCUUCCAAGCCUGGUCUGCAGGCUUACAAGUGAGAUUAAUGCACAAGAAUAGCUUGUUUUGCAAGAGCUUUCCUGAAUUUCACAGUAGUAGAGAAAAGAGCUGCUAUCCAUCUAGAUUUCCCAGUUUGCAUUUAUACUACAAAUCUCAGCUCGAGAUGAAGCAAAAUCAGAUUCUAACAUAUGAAAAGGCUGGAUGCUGAGAGUACAGAGACAGGAUUGCUCUUUCUGAACCACUCAUCACAUCACACAUCUGACCCACCAUGGCCCACAUGGAUCCCACAGGAUACAUUUUGACUCAAAACCAGGAUCAUUCUUAAACCAGCAGUUACACCAGGAGAAACAUUGUAUCCAGACACCACAAUAUUCAAACACUGCACUUCAGAGUUUUUGCAUUUUGAAAGAAUACCUUCCUGAAAGCAACACUUAUUUGUUAGGAAGCAAUUCCUAAUCCUAGCUUAAGCACAAUACACAACACUACUUUUCCUCUCUAAUUUUUUUCCAGUUCACUUUACUAUAUUGUCAUAUAAAGACAAAAUGUGCUAGGGAAAUUAAGAUAAUUAGGGCUACAUAUACACAAAUUGGUAGCUACUAAUCUGCAUAUUCAAAUGAAAAAAACCAGAACUUUAAAAUAGUAGAUAAGAACACAGUUCUGCAUAAUACAUAUAAAUACACAUGUACAUACACAUGUCCAUCUAUCUCUGAGGGUCAUGUCUAACCCCACUGCUAUUAAAGCCAGA
This is a messenger RNA of Phasianus colchicus (ring-necked pheasant), 12837 nucleotides long. The record is from RefSeq and is a predicted model, not a curated record. NCBI's taxonomy places the organism in Eukaryota, Metazoa, Chordata, Aves, Galliformes, Phasianidae.